Cheilinus undulatus (humphead wrasse) is the source of this 4394-nucleotide messenger RNA. RefSeq names its product extracellular matrix protein 2, female organ and adipocyte specific (gene ecm2). Gene Ontology annotation, cellular component: extracellular matrix. The transcript is spliced from 13 exons. NCBI's taxonomy places the organism in Eukaryota, Metazoa, Chordata, Actinopteri, Labriformes, Labridae. The record is from RefSeq and is a predicted model, not a curated record. Bases 225 to 2660 code for a protein of 811 amino acids. Gene Ontology annotation, molecular function: protein binding; collagen V binding; heparin binding. Gene Ontology annotation, biological process: positive regulation of cell-substrate adhesion; extracellular matrix organization.
GUAGCAGUACAAAUCCUGGCUUUCCUCAAAACUCCAUUAGCCUGCUCUGCGCUCCACAAAAACUGCCCCUUGCUCUCAGACACACCAAGAACAAGAAACACACACUCAUAGGAUCAUCACAUAGGGACACACACCUCUCCUGGAGCUCCUGAAGAACCAGAGGAGGAGGAAAGAGGGUGGAAGAAUUUGGCCUCAAGUCUCGCAAACGCCUUCAAACUUCUGGGAUGAGGUGGUGGCUGGUAGUGGCCUGUCUGUGGCUGCUAGUGGGGCUGACCAUAGCUGAUGCUCAGGCCACACAUCGAAACCAAGAUGGUGGGAUCCGAAGGGGAAAGAGGAAGCGGGACGGACAAGGUCGUCGCCACGCAAGAGGAGGACGCCCCCGACCUAUGAAGAUUAGACUGAUUCCUGGUCCCAGCAUCCCUGUAGAGUCAGAGGACAACCAUGGAAACACUCUGUUCCUGAACUCCUACAAAAACGUUCAAGAGCAGCACUCAACUUACAAUGUAAUCCCAGGUAAGCAGGGCCACUGUGUGUACCAGGGUCUGACCAUGUUCGACCAGGCCGUCUGGUCUCCACAGCCCUGUGUGACUUGUCAGUGUACCAGAGGACGGGUGGUUUGUGACAAGAUCACCUGUCCGAUGACACGCUGCCAUUUCCCCUUCACUCCUGCCGGGGAGUGCUGCCCUGUCUGCAUGGAGCCAGAACCUGACCACAGCCUUGAACUUUCUGGUGACUCCCCAGUUCCCAACGACACCAACGAGGACAUGACCCCGCUGACCCAGGACGAGAUCCAGGGAAUCCUCUGGCGGGAAGAAGAGGAGCAUAGAGAGGAAGAGGAGCGCUUAAGGAAGAAGGAUGAGGCUAGGAAAAAAAAGAGGAAGCACAGGAAGGAGCAAGAAGAGAAGCAAAGGAAGAUAGUGGAGGAGAAGCGUAGGGAAGAGGAGGAGGCUCUGAGGCUGCAGUUGGAGACAGAGGAGGAAGAGUGGAAGGAGCAGGAGGAGAGGAGGAGAGAGGAAGAGGAGAGGAGAAGAGAGGAAGAGGAGAGGAGAAGAGAGGAGGAGGAGAGGAGAAGAGAGGAGGAGGAGGAAAACAGAAGGAAGAGAGAGAAAGCAGAGAGGGAGAAAGAAAGGGAGUUAGAAGAGGAAAGGAGGAGGCAGGAGGAGAGACUCAGAGAGGAACUAAUAGAACUGAUGGAGGAGGAAGAGAGAGUCCAGGAGGAAGACAAGCAGAAGGAGUGGAGCAAGCAGGAGGAGAAGAGGAGAGAGGAGGAAGAGAGACUGAGGGAGGAACUACAGGAACUGGUAGAGGAGGCAGAAGAGCAAAAGCAGGAGAUAGUAGAGGAGGAGGAGGAGGUGUGGCUAAGGGGAGAUGUGUUUCAGAUGCCUCCAAAAGAACCUGAGGAACCUGAAGAACCAGAGCUCCUGCCUACUCCGAUACCAAGACCUGCUACGCCAGAGGAGCUGGAGAGUGAAACAGAGGAUGCGGAUGCGAUGGACAGAGAAAGUCUCCCUCACGGCUGCGAUUUCUCAGAUGUCACUGUGACAUGUGACAACGCCAAACUCACCUACUUCCCUCCACUAUCCAUACCUGAACUCAAAUCUCUCAGUCUGGAGGGCAACAACAUCAGCAGCAUCCCAGCUGCAGCCUUUAAUGGCAUCCCCAACCUGGAAUGGAUCAACCUGAAGAAGAACAAGCUCACCUCUGCUGGCAUCGAUGCUAAAGCCUUCAAAGGUCUGAAGAACUUAAGGCGACUCUACAUGGAUGGGAACCUUCUGGAAAUUGUGCCGUUUGAACUUCCUCCCACUCUGCAGGAGCUGAAGAUUAAUGAGAACAGACUGAAAAGCAUCAAAGCAGAUAGCUUCAAAGGUCUGAGCAAUUUGGUGAUUCUGGAGUUGGAAGGAAAUCUGCUGAGUGAAGGAAAUGUAGCUCCUCUAGCUUUUGCUCCUCUUACCCAGCUCGCCUACCUCAGAAUGGGCAGAAACCAUUUCCGUACCAUACCACAGGGUCUUCCCAUGCCAUUGCUGGAACUGUACUUAGAAAACAACCUGAUCGAAGAAAUCUCAGAGACUGUUUUCAACCAGACCCAGAAUCUGAACUUGAUUUCUCUGAGACACAACAGGCUGGAUGAGACCAGGAUUGCCCCACUUGCCUGGAUAAACAACAGAAAUCUGGAGUCCAUUGACCUUUCCUAUAAUGACCUCUACCUGGUUCCAUCCUAUCUUCCUACAUCUCUGGUUCAUUUAGUGCUGGUGGGAAACAAAAUAGAAAGGGUACCUGGCUACGUCUUUGCUCACAUGGAUCCUGGUAUUGAGUACCUCUACCUCUCCUACAAUAAACUGGAUGGGGAGGGAAUUGAACCAGAGUCAUUCUUCGGCUCGUACAACUCAAUGGUGGAACUGUGUCUGGAUCACAAUCAGCUGGUUAGCGUGCCAUCAGGUAUCAACGAGAUGACCAACAUACACUUCCUAAGACUCAACAAUAACAACAUCAGGAGUAUCCCAGAAGAAAGCAUCUGUGACCCGAAUCUCAGUGGAGAGUCGACUUUGGUGGUCGUGAGGCUAGAAAACAACUAUAUAGACCCCAUGAAGAUCUCCCCAUCAGCCUUUUCCUGUGUACACUCUUCAUCCGCUGUGACCUUAAAACCCCAGAAAACCAAGUGACCUGAGUUCAAAACAAAUCUAAAUAAUCCUGCAAGACACUUGUUGAAACCCGCAGAGGAUGAGAUUGGAUUUUAAUAUGCCAACAGAAGUCAAAAUAUAAGAUACCAGUAAAUUUUCCCCUCUCCCGCUCUCUCAUGCUGUAUGUUAUUGACAUUAUGAUCAAAUGAUAACUUGGAAAAACGGUGCUCAGAUGUACAGGCUGAACAUGGAAAAAAGAAGUUUCACAGUCAAAAUUUACUGCUGAUCUAAUUUACCAUUUGGGAAUCUACUGUCUUGUCAUAUACUUGGACUGAAGUCUAAGAUCUGGAAAGUUGUUUCACAGUAAUGCCUCGCCCACCUUGAACUUGCAUAAAAGAAACAGAACACCUUCAGACGUAAAACCAAACGGACGCUUUAGUGAAAUGUUCAACUCUCUAAAAAGGAAAGAAUUCCUGCACCAGUAAAAUCAAAACGCUAAUAAAGGAAUGGAAAGAUUUCUGUGAAGUUAGACCAUGAGCCCAACACAUUACAUUUAACAACCUCACCACCUACAUGUUCCAUGUCUCAGCUCCGUUCCUUCCAAUCCCUUAUUUCAUAAAAUGUGUGAGAGGUGAGUUCCCAUGUGUUAGGCCAAACUUUGAACUCUUUUUGCUAAAGAUGAAGAAACAGGUAAAGAACCAAGAUGAGGUGAGUGCUGUUGGAGAGCUAAUUCCUAUGACCACCUUUUUCCUCAAUGGCCAACCAGGCAUCAGCUGUAAGGAGGGAAUGUCAGUUUAGUUUUUAUUCCUAAGAGCUUCAUGUUUUAAAUAAAGCUAAAGGUAUAUGUGGUCUGAAACAAAUAAUACCUGAGCAUCCUUUGACCAAAUCCUGAGCUUUGGCCUAUGCUUAAAGGGAAAUAAUCCCCUGAAACGGAAUCAUUUUUGCUCUGACAUUUUGAUAACAACCCCACUGCACACAAAUCUGCAGAACUGACUAAAAACACUCUAGUUUACAUGUGCAUGCACACAAACGCUUCCUUCCACAGAGUGAUAACAGAAAUGCUUGUGUGCAAACGCACAAACGCAAAAGUCUCAGUUUUCAAAGGGAACUCUGUAAUGCUAGUUCACGCCAUAAUGAAAAUGGUAUUAUUAUUAUGGUGUUAUUUAAAGUUUGUACUCUGGAAAGUUUCUACUCUGGAACACCUAAAACACUGUUGUCAUGCAAGUGAGAGGCCAAAACACAACAAAAAGGUUAUUUUUUUUGGACAAUUUUUUUUUUUUUGCAUAAUCAUGAUCUUAGGCAUCCUAAAGAAAGCCCCUCUCUGAGAUACAAUAGCUUGCUCCAUUGUCUCCUUAAAUUUAUAUUCUGUUUGAAUGUUUUCUUUUAAAGAUGCCUUCUGUUUCUUCACAAAAACCUGCCUAAAUCAUACCAAAGGUCAGUGUUAAUUCCUCAACAAUCAACCUGUCUAACUGUGGUGUUAUGUAAUAAGUCAAUGUCAACUCUGAGUGUGAUUAAAAAAUGGCUUCUGCAACUUGGGAGAGGAAAUGCUUUGUGUUAGAGGGUUUCAUUAUCCUAUUAUGAACUGUUGAAAAAAAAAAAAAAACACUUUUUUUAUGGAGCAUAUUUCCUAUUUGAACAUUUGUAUUGAAGUAUAAUUGCCCUUUACUUUGCUCUUGGCUGGCCAAUAUGCAUAAAUUAAAUGUCAAAAUAUUUUUUACUGUUCUGCUUUACAUACUGUUACGCUGCAAAAGUCAAAUAAAAUUGACCAUAUUCCCA